Messenger RNA from Hemiscyllium ocellatum (epaulette shark), 1960 nucleotides. It is a transcript of the gene dync2i2, whose product is annotated as dynein 2 intermediate chain 2. Bases 270 to 1775 code for a protein of 501 amino acids. Gene Ontology annotation, molecular function: dynein light chain binding; dynein heavy chain binding. Gene Ontology annotation, biological process: intraciliary transport. Lineage: Eukaryota; Metazoa; Chordata; Chondrichthyes; Orectolobiformes; Hemiscylliidae. The record is from RefSeq and is a predicted model, not a curated record. Gene Ontology annotation, cellular component: ciliary plasm; cytoplasmic dynein complex. The transcript is spliced from 8 exons.
CGGCGCGAACGCGGCCGUGACGUCAGGCGGCGCGGGUCGUCAUGGAGACCGGGUCGUCUCGUUUGGGUCCGCGUCGACUGUUGGAUUCAUGCUGUGUGCGUUCGAGAGUGAGGGAGGAGGUUUUUAUUGUGUGUAGGAGGUGAAUGAGUUGUCAACACUCCAAUGUAUUCUUUAAUAUAUAAAUAAAUUACACUUGGCUUCGUGAGGAAGAGGACAUUUUGUUGGUGGAGUUCUUCCCCCUUCCCCUAAAGUCUUAACGGACCGGGGUCAUGUUCACUGACGAGGUCCAGGAGGCCGUGUCGGUUGAUUCGCGCUGGAGAAAGGUUCCCGAGUUGCGUGACGCAGUUUGUCAAACGACCGCGGUUCGGCGCGCCGAAGCCUCGGUGCAGAGUCGACGCAGCGCGAGAAACGGUACGCAGACCGAUCCGGUCGAGUGCCGAGAACUGCCGGCUUUCAAUGGGAGCGCGGAGCCUUCAAUCGAUUCCCCGCGCCUGGCCCGCUUCCUCCGGCAGGUGGAGCCCAUGGUGAGCAAGGAGUUAAUCAAGAACAUCAAGAGCCACGCCUUCGAUGGGUUUGAAGUCCACUGGAUAGACCACCCCCACACUGUUUCAUGUUUGCAUACUCUGUAUUAUCCAGAAGCGCAGAAACGAAAACUGCAUGUUACUGGUGUGUCCUGGAAUGUGACAGGCUCUGUCAUUGCUUGUGCAUAUGGCAGGUUGGAGGAUGGUGAUUGGAGCACAGAGAAGUCCUAUGUGUGUUCCUGGAAUCUAGAUCGGAGAGGGUUGAACCCAGGGCGACCAAAUACAGUGAUUGACGUUUCUAGUGCCAUCAUGUGCUUGGCAUUCCAUCCAGUAGAACCUUGUUUGAUUGCCGGUGGUCUUUACAAUGGAGAAGUUUUAGUGUGGAACAGCAGUAAAACAGAUGACCCUUUAAUUGCUCGAUCGGGAAUGUCUGAGGACACCCACCGUGAGCCAGUUUAUCAGGUGCAUUGGAUCCAAAGUUUAAGCCGCAGCAACCGAAUUAAUGUUCUGAGUGCAAGCACUGAUGGUAAAAUUCUGAUAUGGCAAAUGGAUGGGAGAGGUCGGCUGGUACUGCAGGAUGGAUUUGCCCUGAUCGUUCAGCAGAUGCCGCGUAAUCUCAAACUCCACAAGGCUCGUGAAGACAGUUUGUUUGGUGUGACCUCUCUCUCCUUUUCUCACCUGGAUAAGACCGUAUUCAUUGCUGGUGUAGAAGGUGGUUAUGUGUUGAAGUGUUCAACAGAAGUUCUGACUCGUGCAGCAUUGAGCUCUGGCACCGUUCCAUUGAAGGCCCCAGCUCAGUUCACCUUUUCUCCACACUAUGGUCCAGUCCAUGCUGUUGAUUGCUCACCAUUCCACAGGAACCUGUUCCUCACUGCUGGCACUGAUGGGCAUGUACACCUUUAUUCCAUGUUGCAGGCUGAACCAAUUCUAUCUCUUCAGUUAUGUCAGAGUUACCUCUUCAGCGUGAGCUGGUCCUUUGUUCGACCUCUAGUCUUUGCUGCAGCCACUGGAGAGGGAACAGUGUUGAUCUUUGACCUUGGGCACAGCUCUCUCUGCCCUGCAGUCUCUAUUGAGCAGACUACAGAAAGGAAACCAGUUUACUGUUUGGCAUUUAACCCCAAGCAACCUGAGCUGCUUGCAGCUGGUAAUGCAGAAGGAAGUGUGAAAAUCUGGCAGCUGAGUGCUGAACUGACGAAGGAAGGACCAAGGGAAAUUUCUCUACUUGAACAGCUUGCCACUGAAGCAGCAGAGUGACCAGUGGUUGGCUAGUGAAUUUCUGAAGUAUCGUUGGAGGAACUUUCCACUCUGUUUAGUUUUUUUAAAUAACCCAUAUUUAUAUAAUGCUUUACUAUUUCACUACUUUUUCAAGUUUAACACUAGAGGAAUGUUUAUUCCAUGAAUUGUAAAUUGAGAAAUAAAAAAAGUACUUAGUACACAAA